GCUCCAUAUAAGCUGCGCACGCGCCACUCGCUCAUGAUUAUAAAGUGAGCGACUGUCAGCAGCACAUCCAGCUAACAUUCAGCUUCUAGAAGAUAACAGCAAUGGAUAUUCACAUACAGCCGGCCGAGGGACAACUGUCCUCUUCUCCUCCAGACAAGCCUAAACUGAUGCAAGGUGGCAACUAUAUACGCGAAGGUCACGACUCUACCAAGUCAACAUGGUUGCUGUUUACUCCGGAGACUCCGGACUCCGCCGGCGACCUGGCGCGGUUCCUAAACAUCUUCUCGAGUCACGGUGUCAACCUGAGUCAUAUCGAGUCACGCUCAUCGGCGAGGAGGCCCGGCUACGAGUUCAUGGUCGAGUGCCUGCAUGGCUCCGGGGACUUCGGUGCUGCACUACAAGAUCUCAAGAAAAAUGUUGGAUACUUGAACAUCAUUUCUAGAAAUUAUAAAGAUAACAGAUAUUUGCUUACAGCUGCUGUGCCAUGGUUCCCGCGGCGUAUUCGCGAUUUGGACAGAUUCGCCAACCAGAUCCUCUCUUAUGGGGCUGAACUGGACUCUGACCACCCAGGUUUCACCGACCCCGAGUACAGAGCACGACGAAAGUAUUUUGCUGACAUCGCUUACAACUAUAAACACGGGCAGCCUCUGCCACACGUGGAUUACACCAAGGAAGAGGUCGCCACCUGGGGCGUGGUGUUCAGGAAACUAACCGAGUUGUAUCCGACACACGCCUGUAAAGAGCACAACCACGUUUUCCCACUUUUGAUUGAAAAUUGUGGGUACAGGGAAGAUAACAUUCCGCAGUUGGAAGACGUCUCUAAUUUUCUGAAAGAUUGCACAGGUUUCACGUUGCGGCCAGUGGCGGGGCUUCUAUCCUCUCGAGACUUCCUAGCGGGGUUGGCGUUCCGCGUGUUCCACAGCACGCAGUACAUCCGCCACCACUCGCGGCCGCUGUACACGCCGGAGCCCGACGUCUGCCACGAGCUGCUGGGCCACGCGCCGCUCUUCGCAGACCCAGCCUUCGCGCAGUUCUCACAAGAAAUAGGCCUCGCCUCACUCGGUGCUCCUGAUGACUACAUUGAGAAACUUGCUACAUGCUUCUGGUUCACAGUAGAAUUCGGUUUAUGCCGACAAGAGGGCAAACUGAAGGCUUUCGGUGCCGGUCUGCUGUCGUCAUUCGGCGAACUUCAGUACUGUUUGUCGGACAAACCUGAACUUCUUGAGUUCCUGCCAGAAGUAACCGGAGUCCAGAAGUAUCCCAUCACAGAGUAUCAACCUAUAUACUUCGUUGCAAACAGCUUUGAGGAUGCCAAAGAAAAAAUGAUAAAAUUUGCCCAAACGAUACCGCGCGACUUCGCCGUACGGUACAACCCUUACACGCAGAGCAUUGAUAUCCUCGACUCAGCCAAGCAGAUGAAAGACUUACUUCGAGAUCUUCACCAGGAAAUGGAGUUCCUCCUCAAUACCAUGGACAAGAUGUAGAUACUCAUUAAAAACUAUGUAUAUCAUACUGUCGCUUCAAAAGUACCCAUGAAAGUACGUAUGUAAUUGGAAUUGAAAAAAAAAAUGCAAUUUAAGUAAUUUAUUUAUUAUUAUGACGUAACAAUUAAAUUUUGCAAUUGAAGUAUUCCGCGAAUCGUAAGAAAAAUGUAUGCCCAUUAACUUUAUAGCUGUAAGUACUCGGUAGAAAAAGUUUCGAUAAGUCUGUAAUAUAGAUGUUAAGUUGAUAUGUUAAGACACUUACCAAAUAUUAUUAAGUUUUAGCAUGUAAUUUGUACUUAUCUAUUGUUAAGUUUAAGAAUAUAUACUGGAAUUAGCUUUAAAUAUGUGUCAACUAUUAUUAUUAAACUCGAGUGAAUUAAGACAUAAA
Molecule: messenger RNA, 1872 nt
Organism: Pectinophora gossypiella (pink bollworm)
Lineage: Eukaryota; Metazoa; Arthropoda; Insecta; Lepidoptera; Gelechiidae
Product: protein henna
Exons: 7
Coding region: 102-1484 (460 amino acids)
Biological process (GO): L-tyrosine biosynthetic process; L-phenylalanine catabolic process
Molecular function (GO): phenylalanine 4-monooxygenase activity; iron ion binding
Source: RefSeq, a predicted model, not a curated record